UAUUUUUACUAUUUUUAUUUUUACUAAAAAAUUAUUUUCAUAAAUUUUUUUACUCAUAUUGGCUAAAAUGGACGUAGGUUCAUCAUCAGAUGAGGGGCAAAUUUUUUCUUCAUCUUCCGAGGAGAUGGAGGAUUUACUCGAAUUUAUUGAAGUAAAAUCUAAAAGAGGUUCAUCUCUCUUAACUCGUGACGGCUUUGAAUACCAGCUUGAACGUUAUUCUGCCGUGGAUAAUCACGUUGAAUAUUGGAAAUGCCCAAAAGUAUGGAUUAUGUUUGGAUUUAUUUAA
Messenger RNA from Meloidogyne enterolobii, 286 nucleotides. The record is from the annotation of a GenBank genome assembly. Lineage: Eukaryota; Metazoa; Nematoda; Chromadorea; Rhabditida; Meloidogynidae.